AUGCCGCUUCUAAAAGGGUUCGAAAACCUUAGAAUGCAAUUGGAUUCUAUAAAAUCAACAACCAACACAUUUGCAAAAGAUAAUCAGAUCGGCGGAGGAGGAUUUGGACCGGUGUUCAAGGGAGAACUCCUUUCCAAAGAGAAGACGAUGAUCACAGUGGCUGUAAAACGUUUAAAUCGUGAGUUUGGCCAAGGAGACCCUGAGUUUUUCAAGGAGAUCAUUAUGCUUUCAGCUUACAAACAUGAAAAUAUAAUAUCCCUCUUAGGGUAUUGUGAUGAGGAAGAAGAGAAGAUCCUAAUCUACGAAUAUGCAUCAAAGCAAAGUCUCGACAGACAUCUCCGCAGCAAGGAGUUAACGUGGGUCAAACGCCUUCAAAUAUGCAUCGGGUCUGCCCGCGGUCUAGCAUACCUUCAUGAUCCCGCUGGGGGGCAUCAAAGACUAUUGCAUCGCGAUAUUAAAAGUUCCAACAUUUUAUUAGAUGAAAACUGGAACGCAAAGAUCGCGGAUUUCGGUCUAUCCAAAAUGGGUCCAGCCAACCAGCAAAUCUCAUUUUAUAUCAUCCAUAACAUCAGUGUUGUAGGGACGCUUGGGUAUACAGAUCCGUAG
Molecule: messenger RNA, 606 nt
Organism: Lactuca saligna
Lineage: Eukaryota; Viridiplantae; Streptophyta; Magnoliopsida; Asterales; Asteraceae
Source: the annotation of a GenBank genome assembly